Molecule: messenger RNA, 984 nt
Organism: Scleropages formosus (Asian bonytongue)
Lineage: Eukaryota; Metazoa; Chordata; Actinopteri; Osteoglossiformes; Osteoglossidae
Product: C3a anaphylatoxin chemotactic receptor-like
Exons: 1
Coding region: 1-984 (327 amino acids)
Biological process (GO): phospholipase C-activating G protein-coupled receptor signaling pathway; inflammatory response; complement receptor mediated signaling pathway
Cellular component (GO): plasma membrane
Molecular function (GO): complement receptor activity; G protein-coupled receptor activity
Source: RefSeq, a predicted model, not a curated record
AUGACUUUGAACAGCACUGUGGAGCUCAAAGGCUCUGAGAAUAUCACUGAAGUUACCAACAGUACUUUGAAACAACACCAAGUAACCUGGACUCAGUUCAGCCUGACUUUGUUCACAUGCGUGGUUGGCUGCUUGAGCAAUGGCACAGUUAUCUGGGUGCUGGGCUUCAGAAUGAAGAAGGGUGGUUUUUUCACCUAUGUGUUGAAUUUAGCAGUGGCUGAUUUUGCAUUUUGUGCCAUGUAUGCAACAGAGAUCCCCAUCUUUCUAGAUCAAAGCAAUUACCCAUAUGGGGUUUGGGGCUGUCGGCUGGACACAUACUUCACCCGGCUGUUUGUCUAUGCCAGUACAAUCCUCAUCGCCUGUAUCUGUUUUGAACGCUGUCUGGCAAUCCGUUAUCCUAUGUGGUACAAAUACCGGCGCCCUCAGUGGGUCCCAGCAGUCACCUGCAUUGCUGCUUGGGUUUUUGCUGCUACCAUAUUGAUUGUUUACCCUGCUAGCCUGAUUAUUACUACCCGUCCUGGCAGCCCACGAAAGUGCCGUAUCAGGUCUGAAACUGCACUCCUCUUCAUCGCCUUUUCUGAGCUUACCACAAUCUUCCUGCUGCCGCUGUGUGUGAUCAUCACUUGUCAUGGAAUCAUCAUCCACAGGAUGGUGAGGGAGGAUCGUAAUGGUGCCAGGCGGAGCAAAGUAAACCUUACAGUCUGUGCUACCACCACACUCUUCCUGCUCUGUUGGACACCCUUCCAGGGAGCAACUUGCCUUUCUAUCGUGAACAUUCUGUUUUUCAAGAAGAAUGAAAGUCUAAAUGCCAUUUAUCUUUCAAUAUCCAGCUAUUCCUCUGUCCUUGUCUACCUCAACAGCUGUCUCAACCCCUUUGUCUACCUCCUUCUUGGCAGGGACAUGAAAAAAAGGAUCAUUGUGUCACUACCAUGCCUACAAGGUGUGCUUGAGAGAGCUUUUACUGUGUCCAGUUCAGAUGUUUAA